AUGGGGCCCCCGGGGCAAUAGGGGAUUAUGGGGCCCCUGUGUCCUCGCCCACAGUCAAACCACACCCAAAAAAGCCUAUGAAAGGUACCAGGGGCAUCUCAUGGGGCCCCCUACUGACCCCGGGUCCUCGGGCAGAGCCCAAGUUCCCAAAUGGUCAGUCCACCCCUCAAAAGGUACCAGGGGCAUCUCAUGGGGAUCCCCUACUGUCCCCGGGCCCUCGGGCAGAGCCCAAAAAUAGACUACUAACUACAUCUUGGAUCAGGGGCGGACUGACAACUCAUGGGGCCCCCAGGCAACAGGGGAUCAUGGGGCCCCUGUGUCCUUGCCCAAACUCAAAAAAUCCUAUGAAAAAGGUACCAGAGGCAUCUCAUGGGGCCCCCUACUGACCCCCGGCCCUCGGGCAGUGCCCCAGUUUCCAAAUGGUCAGUCCGCCCCUGU
Staurois parvus is the source of this 438-nucleotide messenger RNA. The record is from the annotation of a GenBank genome assembly. NCBI's taxonomy places the organism in Eukaryota, Metazoa, Chordata, Amphibia, Anura, Ranidae.